AUGAUUUUAAAACGCAACAACGUGAUUUGUCAAAUUCUUGUCUGUCUUCUCACUCAUCUGUCUCUUGUUUUGUCUGGAGUCCGGCUCUGGAGAGGUUAAUUUUUGGUAAAUUUAUAUUAAAAGUUUGCCAGAAAAUCUAUUAAAAUCUGUGCUUAUAAUAUAUUUUAAGAUAAAAUUUAAAAAAUUUUAUUGUUCUCCUACCUACAGGCCAUAGACAAAAUAUAAAGGUACAAUGGGAUACUUCAAUUUUGCAGAUCUUGGAGGAUGUGUGUAAAAAGAAUGGAUUGAAAUCUGAAGAAUAUGAUUUGAAACAUCACAACACAGUACUGGAUACAUCAACUGUUAUAAGGUACAGUGCAUUGCCAAACAAUGCUUUUCUCGAAAUGGUGCCAUGUCGAGAACAGCGCAAGGUUUCAGCGGUAACUGUCAGUGUUCAAUCGGACUCCAACCCUGAAAGGUUGACCGGCGAUUUCAUGCCACAAGAUGCAUUGGAGGUUAUUGUACAGAAAUUAUGUCCUGAGAUACUUGAAGACAAAUCAAAAGUUCCUGUCGUGGUUUUUAUGCGCCGAGAAAUAGUUGGCUGCAAUAAAAUAAGCACAACAACUCUACAGGAAUUGGGAGUGACGUCAGGCCGUAUCUUGCUCAGGGUAACUACAAGAGAGUCUGAGAAGCAUCCAGAACUCCAGCUUAUAGGCUCUGCCAUGUUGAAACCAGUUGAACCUAAAAAAGAAGAAGUUGUCAAAAGUUCUGUGGCUGAGCAGAGUCAUGAUGUGAACCAAAGCUCUGCAAAUCUAUCUGUUCAAGAACAUCAAUCUAAUACAACUGAAAGAAUCACACCCUCGAACGAAGUAUCAGAUGUUUCAUCGAAUAAACCGGUUGAAAAUCAGAACGUGGAUAAAACAAGUACUGUUCCUGAACAGAAGAUUGAAGAGCCUAGCAAAAAACCUUUCAGGAACACGGAACAUACUUCAUCUGAGAAAAAAAUAGAAGCGAAACUUUCAACUCAAACAGGUGUAAAUAAUGGAUGUACUGCAGCCGACCCAUUUCCUCUGAAGGACAUUGAUCUGAGUAGCAUCAAAUAUAUAGAUGAAAAUCGGAAAAUUCUAAUUUUCCAUUUGAAAGAUGAAAAUUCUACUACGGAGGAAUUGCCGGACGAUUUUUUCGAUGUAACUCUUGAUGAUGUUCGUUUGAUGUUGCGUGAUCUCAAACGCACCAGAGAAGAAAUGGAAAACACUCCUCUGCUGACUGGCAAUUUACGUGAAAGUGAGUCACAACGGAAGGUGGAGCAGUACAAAGAAACUGUGAUUAGGGUUCAAUUUCCAGAUAGGUACGUGCUUCAAGGUGUUUUCAAGCCGAAUGACUCAUUUUCUGAUGUAAUUGAAUGUGUGAAACAGUCUAUCAGCCAACCAGACGUCGAUUUCUACCUUUAUACCUCACCUCCAAAAAGAAUACUACUCCCUGAAGAAACUUUAUUCAGCGCUGACUGUGUUCCCUGUGCUAAAAUCUACUUUGGUACCAAUAGCACUGAUAAUUUACUCAGUAAAGGAGGCUACAUUAAAGAAACACUACAUCCGUUGAUUAUUUCCCGAAGCUUGGCUACGCUAGCUGCUUGUCAAUUAAGGAACAUAAGACCCAAUACAAGUUUGAGAAGAGAAGCCAAGGAGGAUUCGGCUGCUCUCUGUGAACAAGCAUGCUCGAGCAGUCAGCAGGCGAGCGCCAGCCAAGCCGUGUCACAAACAUCCAGCGAACAGCUAUCAGCCAGGAAAAUUUUCAAAUCAAAAGGCGAGACUACAUCUGAAAAAAGACCUAAAUGGUUCAAACCGGUCUGAGAAUAGUUCUUACUAUGAGAAUUAUAUACAAUUACAAAAUGUUCAGAUAAUAUUUAUUUAUUUACAUUACAAUAGAUAUUAAACAAUCGAACUCAACGAAUAGGCUAUAAAUAAAAUAAUACGAGAGUAUUAGAAAUUGCAUGGAUUUGUGGAAAGUUUGAAAUCACGGUGGUAAUUUUUUCUAUUUUUUCCUGGCAUUCAUUAUUUUUUAUGUAAUGAAAACGAAUUUUGAGAGAAUAUACAUCACUGCUGUUUUCUAUUGGAA
Molecule: messenger RNA, 2094 nt
Organism: Nilaparvata lugens (brown planthopper)
Lineage: Eukaryota; Metazoa; Arthropoda; Insecta; Hemiptera; Delphacidae
Product: tether containing UBX domain for GLUT4
Exons: 10
Coding region: 384-1829 (481 amino acids)
Molecular function (GO): protein binding
Source: RefSeq, a predicted model, not a curated record